Aureobasidium melanogenum CBS 110374 is the source of this 828-nucleotide messenger RNA. RefSeq lists its product as uncharacterized. The record is from RefSeq and is a predicted model, not a curated record. Gene Ontology annotation, biological process: protein transport to vacuole involved in ubiquitin-dependent protein catabolic process via the multivesicular body sorting pathway; protein targeting to vacuole. Gene Ontology annotation, molecular function: metal ion binding; phosphatidylinositol-3-phosphate binding; ubiquitin binding. Lineage: Eukaryota; Fungi; Ascomycota; Dothideomycetes; Dothideales; Saccotheciaceae. Bases 1 to 828 code for a protein of 275 amino acids. Gene Ontology annotation, cellular component: ESCRT-0 complex. The transcript has a single exon.
AUGGCCACCACUUUCGCCCAGCACCCUCAACCUAUGCAGUCGCCCACCUACAUCUACUCUAGUCAGCCUCAAUAUGGCGAUUCGACCACUCCUCCUUCAAACAAUGUCUCUCCUUCCAGCCGUUCCGCAUACAUGCACGCCAAGCAGGUUCGCCAGCCAAAGCAGCCUCUCUACGUCCCUGCCGUUCUGCGCCCCACAGAGUUGCCUGGCUCAAGACAAACGUCCUUGACCCCUCCUCGCAGCGCACACAGCAGCAUGGAUAUGUCCAGAGAUGGCUUCAAGUUUGCCGCUCCUGCUGGCCUCGCAUCCCCUCCUCUCAGCCCCGAUGAGGACGACUCUAGAUCGUUCGGCCCCUGGGGUCCUGCUAGCAUUUCCAGAGUCGUUUCCGACGAGUGGACUGAGACUCAGGGUGCUGUCACUGGUGCUCCCACGAGAAACCACUGGAAGCCUGACAACAGUGCUGCUCAGUGCAAGUCUUCCACAUGCACUCGUCCUUUCUCUAUGCUCAACCGUCGUCAUCACUGCCGUCGCUGCGGAGACAUUUUUUGCAGCAGCCACAGUCCUCACGCUAUUCCCCUCGACCAAGAGGCUCGCUUCCACUCUGAGGGCACUCUUCAGCGUGCUUGCGACAACUGCUGGACUGACUACCGUGCAUGGCGUGCUGCUCGCCCUUCGCGCAACAACAGCGUCGGCAGCAGAGACAGCAACGAGACCAUGUUCACUCAACCCGUCGGUGUUCCCAACUCAAAUAAGUCAUCUGAGGAACAGCAGCCCGUCGGCAGCGUUGCCCAGUCCGUUGGCGGCAACUGGAACUGGAGCACCUUCUAA